Messenger RNA from Harpegnathos saltator (Jerdon's jumping ant), 1017 nucleotides. RefSeq names its product membrane steroid binding protein (gene MSBP). Bases 84 to 740 code for a protein of 218 amino acids. Gene Ontology annotation, cellular component: membrane; endomembrane system; endoplasmic reticulum. The transcript has 3 exons. NCBI's taxonomy places the organism in Eukaryota, Metazoa, Arthropoda, Insecta, Hymenoptera, Formicidae. The record is from RefSeq and is a predicted model, not a curated record.
AUUCGCGUAACCUCUCUCCUCUCCUCUCUCUCUCUCUCGUCUUCCUCGACGGUUCUCGCUUACUGAACGGUCGAUUCGUCAAAAUGGCCGAGAACAGCGGCUCGCCGGGUUCGGCCGCUAACCAGGCUCAGGACAGCCAGGAACAACAAUAUCUGUCGAGCUUCAUCUCCGAGAUCGUCAGGAGCCCGCUGAACCUCGCGCUCGUGGCCGUGAUCGCUGUUCUGGUCUACAAGAUCGUCAAGAACAAAACUAGGACCGAGGAGCCCGUGCCGGAGGUGAAGAAGUUGCCGAAGCUGCGACGUGAUUUCACGAUCGAAGAACUGACCACAUACGACGGUAAAGGUCCCGACGGCCGGAUACUGGUCGCCGUGAACGGCAACGUCUACGACGUCACCAGAGGCUCCAAAUUCUACGGCCCUGGUGGACCAUAUGAAGCCUUUGGUGGUCGAGAUGCUAGUAGGGCGCUUGCAAGGUUCGCAGUGGACGCAGCGACAGAUAAAUAUGACGAUUUGAGUGACUUGAACACUGCAGAAAUGAAUUCGGUCAACGAAUGGGAGGAACAGUUUAAGGAGAGAUACGACCAUGUCGGAAAGUUGUUGAAGCCGGGCGAGGCACCCACAAAUUACUCAGACGAGGAGGAUGAGGGCAGCCAGCAGGAGACAGAAACGAAAUCGGAGAAUUACGAAGCUGAGGCAAAGACGGAUCGUAGUGAGACUGAGGGAAAAACCAAGAGCGAUUGACCACGUGAUCGUACAUCAGAGGCGCAACCGUUUUGGAAGCACACCACGCACACACUGUUGUUACGGAAAUUUUUGAAAUUGUCGCUCAUGAGUAUAUUCCUGGAAGCGUUCGGCCGACUAUUUUAUUACUUCAUAACGAUGAUCAAAUGAGAGGCGAAAUACUGGCUUUUAAUCAAGUUUGAAGUAUAUAAAGAGCAUUCAAAGGGGUGGGUGAUUAAAAUACGUAAAAGGACUUUAUUUGAAUGUCCGACUUCCAAUCAGAACGGACACUCACGUC